UGGAUUUUAAUAUUGCAAUGAGGAUGAGUACAACGCAGCCGUCGAGUCUGGGGCCGCUGAGGACGAGCAGUGGUCUUAUUGCUGUGCCGGAGACGGCCGGCGUUACUUCCCAUGUGUUGCCUGCGUUCUCUUUUAUGUUUUAACUGUUAAUUUGGAAUUUUUAUUUUAUUUUUAUUGUUUCCAGGAUGAGCAAAAGAUGCUAGCAGAGCAGGGGAGUGUGUCUUUUGCAUUUUGUGGGGAAGAGAGGGGACUGAAGUAACCGAAUCCAUUCUUUGUAAAUUUGGUAUAUUAUUCCCUCUUUUCUUAGUAGACUUUCUCAGUUCUUAAUUAAAAAUUUCAUUUAUA
Rubroshorea leprosula is the source of this 345-nucleotide messenger RNA. Lineage: Eukaryota; Viridiplantae; Streptophyta; Magnoliopsida; Malvales; Dipterocarpaceae. The record is from the annotation of a GenBank genome assembly.